Messenger RNA from Clonostachys rhizophaga, 1242 nucleotides. NCBI's taxonomy places the organism in Eukaryota, Fungi, Ascomycota, Sordariomycetes, Hypocreales, Bionectriaceae. The record is from the annotation of a GenBank genome assembly.
AUGAGUGCACUGUCAGCAGUCAAGGGAUGCUCCAAGUUUUCCACGCACGGGGGUUGUUCCGUGAAGAAGAAGAACGUCCACCAUCACAUCAUCCAGGUCAACACCACCACUCUUGAUUUUACUUGUAAAAAUUCUUUCCCAAAGUCAAAUAUGGUACGAACAAAACAAACUGUUAGAAAAUCCACGGGUGGCAGGGCCCCUAGAAAGCAGCUUUUGCCAAAGGCAAGCAGGAAUCUUCUCCGACAGUUUCACGAUCAUGCUGGUCGGGUGUAUACGGUCUUCUGCCCCUUCUCGAUGUCUGGCACAUCAGUUCGGAAGUUGGGCAUCCAACUCUAUCUCCUGGGGGAACGUAAAUAUUCUGAAAUUGAGGCUUUUGCUAAGAAAUUUAUCCAUUGCGACGGCAUUGAGGGUUGGGGGAAUGCCUCGAAUUACUGGCCCCGGGUUGACACGUAUGCAGGUUUUCAAACCGUUGAGGAAUGCAUCGAACACCAUAGAAAAGAGAAGAAAUUUCGGAGAGCAGCUAUUGAGGAAAUGAGGCAAAAUGCAGUUGCGGGCCUCUCCGAGGAGGCUGCAAAUGAAAAGUUGCUCAGCGAGAUUCGGGGCAGAGAGCCACUACCGCAUAUUGUACCAUCUUGGUGCCCAUCAGACGCGUUUUGGAGAGAGUUUGACUACAAGGACGACAGAUAUCGAAGCUGGAUUAUUGUCGUUGAAGCAGAUCGACUAUCCUGGGAAGAUGUGGUCGAAAGAGGCUUGCUUCAAGUGCGUUUCGAUCUUGACGUAACCCCCCAAAUGCUGACCGAAAGCUGGUGCGAAGGGGUGGAUGUCGAUUGCUGCUUGGAGAAAGAUAAAGAGGGCUGGGUCUUCGUAGACUGGUCCGGGCAUGAAAAGCGAAAGCCAAUUGAUAGACGGCUCCUCUGCGUCCGAGACCAACCUCGCCGUCUCAUGGAUUUAAGUAUCACAGACCCCGAGGAGAUCGCAAAGAUGAUGUAUGGAUGGGAAACUCCUGGAACAGACGGCAGGCUGGUCGAUGCUUGGUCGUCUUAUACUACUCGUCUCAGGGAUUGUACUUACCGGGGCGUCUCCUGCUAUGCAUGCGACAAUGAAGACGAGCACGAGCUUUGCGAGCAGGAUCUAGACGAGCAUUAUUUUGAUGAGGACGGACAAUGCAUCGCUUGCCGAAGAGCAUCUGAGUAUCGGCGCCGGAGUAAAAGAAUCGCUGCAAAGAAGGCCGAAUCUAGUUGA